GGGUUCGUUUGAUGGCAUUGGAGAAGAGAAGUAACACUUGAUAAAAAAAAAUAUUAAAACAUUAAAAGAGUAUAACAUAAGUAAUUUGAGAUGUGUGACAUACCCCCUUGGGAAUUUUGGGCCUUAGCUUCCACAGUCAGAGCCCAUUUAAAAUAUAUUAAAUGGCCUUUUUUAAUUCCCUCCAAUUCUUCCCGCCAAGAAAUCUAAAAAUAAAAAAUAAAUCCAGAAAAUGAAAUAAAAUACCAAAAGAUCACGAUCCACUCGUCGGAUUCAGAAAGCAAAAUCCGAACAAGAAAAUGGACAAGGCACCAGCAGCAACCGGCUGCUACAAGUGCGGCCGACCAGGCCACUGGUCACGUGACUGCCCCUCCUCCUCCACCCCUACACCCAAUUCUAACGCCGAUCCCGAUCCCAAUCCCAAUCCUAACCCUAAUCCUACCAAUCCCAAUUCCUCUUCAUAUCCUUUCAAAAGCGGUGCUGGUACUGGGAUCGGAGGGAAGGUUAAGAAGGUGUCGGUUCCGAAGACUCGGCCGAAGCUGACUCCGGAGCUGCUUCUCUCAGAUGACGGCCUCGGCUACGUCCUCCGCCACUUCCCUCGCGCCUUCAAGUACCGCGGCCGCGGACACGAGGUUAGAGAUUUGGGAAAUCUAAUUGGGUUGUACACACAAUGGCAUUCGCGUUUGCUCCCGUAUUACUCAUUUGAUCAGUUUGUUCAUAAGGUCGAACAAGUUGCCGCUACCAGACGAGUAAAGAUGACGCUGAGGGAAUUGAGAGAAAGAGUUGCAAGUGGAGGAGACCCAACAAAGUUGCGCGAACCACCAGUCGAGGAAGGCAUUCCAAAUGAUCAACAGGAAACUUUGAACCCUGAGGGACCAAGUGAUCACCAGGGGGGUUCGUCUUCAGGGAACCAUGAUGUGGAUGAUAUGCAGGAAGAGAUGCUUCAUGAAAUCUAUGAGAAAGCUACUCAAGAACCGUCUGAGACGUUCCAUGGUGAGAUGGUUGCUGCUAGUGCUAGUAUAUCUGCAGCAGAUAGUUUCCAGAAAGAAAUAACCAAUCAAGUUCAAAAUAAUGAAGCUAGGGAAUCCAGUGAAAAUCAGAUGACAGAUGAACAGAAAACGCGAAUGGAAGCUAAUAGAUUGAAGGCACUUGAUAAAGCUGCAGCUCGGCGCCGCCAAUUGCAGGCUGCUUGAGCUUCCGUUUCUCUUCUCUCUUGCUCUAAAUUCUGUUUCAUGGGGUUAUGACACAGAUGGGAAUUGCAGGCACGCAUGGUUUAAGGCAUCAAGGCAGAACUUUCUGUCUUCAUAAUUCUUUGUAUGGCGAAGUUUUCUUCAUAUAUUUACGCAUGGUUAUGUGCAUUUUGUUUGUAACAUCGUAGUAAGGGGAUAUAAAGGCUUGUUUGGUACCUUGGUCCCAAUGUGCAUCCAUUCAAAAUCCAUUUCAGGUUUUAUCUUUUUUCUUAUAAUAGCGACGUAUCUGAGACAUAUCUGAAACGAAUUCAUUGCCAGCCACAUGAUAUUGAAUCAAGACGUCACAAUGAUGGGGAGCUCGUUUCUUAUAAA
This is a messenger RNA of Malus domestica (apple), 1559 nucleotides long. RefSeq names its product chromosome segregation in meiosis protein 3-like. Gene Ontology annotation, biological process: replication fork processing; DNA damage response; replication fork arrest. Lineage: Eukaryota; Viridiplantae; Streptophyta; Magnoliopsida; Rosales; Rosaceae. The record is from RefSeq and is a predicted model, not a curated record. Gene Ontology annotation, molecular function: DNA binding; zinc ion binding. Gene Ontology annotation, cellular component: replication fork protection complex; nucleus.